This is a messenger RNA of Rasamsonia emersonii CBS 393.64, 3198 nucleotides long. Its product is annotated as Transmembrane hyphal anastomosis protein Ham2/Far11. Gene Ontology annotation, cellular component: cytosol. Lineage: Eukaryota; Fungi; Ascomycota; Eurotiomycetes; Eurotiales; Trichocomaceae. The coding region runs from base 1 to 3198 and encodes 1065 amino acids. The record is from RefSeq and is a predicted model, not a curated record. The transcript has 8 exons. Gene Ontology annotation, biological process: cytoskeleton organization.
AUGGCUCAUUCUUCAACUUCAGAAGAGGGAAAUGGCCCGGAUCAUGUUAUUGUCAAGGCUGAUGAGGUCGAUCAGACGGGCACCGACAUCUCACCUGUUCCUGACGAGCAACUCAUGGCAGAGGUCGUAGACGGACUUGCCAGAGACCAACCUGCAAGUAACCGGGAUGCUGCAUCAAACGUGCCAGGAGGGCAAAAUCUAGGAGCUUCUGGACGGUCGGAGGUGCGCCGCGAAGCAGUUGCUCCGCCGCCGCCUCUACAGCCUCCCCCUCCGGCUCCGAGUCAGCAGAAUGCUGAGCUCGCAACCGAUUCGCUCAACCUUGCUCAACUGAAGAGGAUCGUACAGGACAUCCCCAAGCUUGAGCAGCGAGCGUAUGCCUUUGAAUAUGCUGAUUGCCAACCUUUUCCGGAAGAGCUGGACGAAUGGUUUCAGUAUAGUGAGCCGGAGCGAAUGAUGCUCCUAGGAUCCAAAGUCUCUUUUGAGCAUCAUUGGAAGGAGUUUUGUGGACAGAAGUCUUCUGCCUCGGGUCAAGUGUCGUGGCUCGAUGCCAGCUCUGAUUUGCGCAAGGCUUUCAUGGAGCGGACGCUGGAUGAACUGCAUAAUCCUGAUCUGUUCUUACGGAUUGAAGCUCUAGAAGCAGUGUGCUACACGAUGGCUGGUGUGUGGGGAGUGACUGCAGGCAGAUCUGUAGAUGAUUAUCCCGAUGUGCCUACUGCCAAAGAAGCAGCUGAAACUCCGAGGUCGAAGUCGCUGCAGAUUAAAUGGAUUGAGAACAACGUCCUCCUCGUGCAUGAAUGCUCUGGAAUUCCGACGUUAUUUGAGUAUAUGAGGAAGGUUUUCGACAAAGACCGCAAUCUCACUGAACUGGACUCUAUUGAGGUCGAUAACGAAAACGACCAUGCCGCGCAGAUUAUGGCCCGUGAGAGAGAAGCCAAUCUCAUCCUCACGUGUCUGUAUUUUGUCGUUGAAGUUGCUCGAAGACUGGAGUCCUUUGACAAGCCACAGGUGGCCUUGCGAGACGCGGUUGCUUCCCUUAAGCCAAGCCUGCUGGUCACGCUUGUCGAGAUUAUUGCACGGUUACGGUGGGAUGAUUCCGCCAGCGUUCCUUUUACAAGGAUUAUCCUCCUGUUUUGGAAGUCCAUAUUACUUGUUUUUGGAGGAAGCGAUAGUCUGGCGACUGCGAAAGCAGAGUUAGAGCCUCCGCUUGAAAUCCCGGGGGGCGACGCUUCUCGACGGACACCUUUCCUGACAGCAUCGCCUCUUGACUAUCACAUCUUCCGGCAGGAGCUUAUCUCCAAAUACCCCGCGUACAAUCCGCCACCGCCGGUCGUCCCUCUAGAACUGGAGAAUAAUUCCAUCCUUCCUCCUUUACCAAACCAUCCUAGUCGCUCGACUUCGGUGAAUGGCCUCUUUUCUGGCGUUGGCCCAUCUGCCGUUAGCGGUAGCGGGUCCAUUCUUCACCAAUCUGUUCAUAUCGCUACUCCGGCACCUUCUCCACCUCCGUCUCCUAUUGGGCCGGGUGGGAAGGCUGGAAAGAAGCAAAACUACCAGACGAACCAGAAUUUUCCCUUCAUGUACCCUCCUUUGGAUGAUUCAAGCAAUAAGAUCGGAGGAAAGGGUUCAAGUGAACUGCAGGAUACCCUAGUAGGAAAGAAAUGGGAGGGAAGUGACGUCCCGGCCUCGAUCAUCGAAGCCGGGGAGCUGUUCUCUAGCCACGUUAAGAUGACGAGAGCGACACGGCAACUAUGGGAAGAACGGGAACGUUUCAUGAAAUAUGAACGUGGUUGGAACACGGACGAGACACCCAGCCGACCUGAUGCCGGUGACGGAGUUGAACCAAGCACGGACUCAUCUCCGGAGAAGAGUCAGGGAAAGGGCGAAGAGAAGCGAGUGAAGGAGACAGACAAUGAGGAUAUUCAACGGCGGUUGGAUGCCGUUGAGGCAUUUUAUCGACAAGCAAUGCCCCAUCUGCAAUCUCUUGUCAUUGUUCUUCUGAAAGUCAUCUUGACCAAUGUCAGUGCGAUGGUAAACCAGGCUAAUGGUCAGAAUGGUCACGGCCAAAGCGCUAUGAAUGGUUAUGCUUCAGGACCGAAUGGAGCACCUGCGAACCAUGACUCUGAUGUGGAUAUUGAAGAGCUUGAUAUUACCAGGUUACGAGAAAUCACUGGAAAGGCCGUGUCCGGAUCCCUUUUGCUGCUGCUAAAGUGGUUUAAGAGAUCACACAUCUUGAAGUUUGAGUACAUGACUCAGCUAUUGCUUGACUCGAACUAUUUGCCAUUGAUCUUGAAAAUGUUUGCUCAUCAGGAUGUGGACCAAGCAGUCGCACAGAAACAUGACCGUGAGGAUCUCAGCUUCUUCCACUUCUGCCAUGUCAACUCUGAGCAACCCCCUGAGCCACCUUCUCCAGGUGAAUCAUCGCAUAGUGAAGAUGAAGCGGUUCCCCCACCCAUCCUCCGUCAUAAUCGGCCCCAGGGAUUUGUCACGGGGAGCUCUUCGGUGCGAGGUCCAUCACCUGAGAAGUUUGCAGAGUCUGUCGCCGAAUUUUCAGACGGACCGAUACGCCCUGAAGUUGAUGAAUUAGGAUACCCGACCGGUCCUCUCCCUAAAGAGCCGAUUACCACAUACUCUUUCCGCAACUUCUUUUCUGCUAUAAACUACCUCCAUAUUAUGCAGAAGAUCACCAAAAACAAGGCCCAUCGGUGCCUCUUGCUGGUUCAGUAUAAAUCCAGCACGAUUCUCCGUAAGGGGCUCAAAAUCCCGGAUCCUCACCUGCGCCUCUACACCCUCAAACUUUUCAAAUCUCAAGUUCCAUACUGCGGCCGCAAAUGGCGACAAAGCAACAUGCGUGUCAUCACAGCAAUCUAUCUGUACUGCCGUCCGGAAUUGCGUGAUGAUUGGCUGGCGGGCUCCGACGUGGAUGCUGAGGUCGAGGAGGCGUUGCCCCUUGAGCAAGCCCUGCGUGGUCUCACGCAUUGGUGGCACCUGCGUCAAUACAAGGACGUCAUGAACAUCGAGGAUGGCGCAUCUCUCGUUGAGGAAGAAAGGGAUUUCUUCACACGCGAGCUGGAGGCCAUGGGCUGGGGUCUCUAUGGAGACGACUUGCCCAACGAGGUUGGUGAUGACCAGCUGGGAGGUCCUGGGGGGCCUCCAAAUGGUACUGAGUGGGAUGGUGGACCAUUACAAAUGGAAGGGUGGUAG